GCUCAUGAAAACAUGGAGCAGUACAAUAUUCUGGGUCGGACAGGAGAAGGAGCUCAUGGCAUAGUCUUCAAGGCCAAACAUAUUGAGACAGGGGAGACGGUGGCUCUGAAGAAAGUGGCUCUGAGGAGGCUGGAAGACGGCAUUCCGAACCAGGCUCUGAGGGAGAUUAAAGCACUGCAGGAGAUCAAGGACAACGAGCAUGUGGUGAAGCUGAAGGACGUCUUUCCUCACGGCACGGGCUUCGUCCUGGUGUUCGACUUCAUGCUGUCUGACCUCUCUGAGGUCAUCAGGAAUUCCCAGCGCCCUCUGACCCCUGCGCAGGUCAAAAGUUACAUGAUGAUGCUGCUGAAGGGCGUGGCUUUCCUGCAUCACAACAAUGUCAUGCACCGGGAUCUGAAACCAGCAAACCUGCUCAUCAGCUCCUCAGGCCACCUGAAGAUUGCAGACUUUGGUCUGGCCCGGCUAUUCAGCGAGCAGGGAGAGAGGCUGUACAGCCACCAGGUGGCCACCAGAUGGUACAGAGCCCCCGAGCUGCUGUACGGAGCCCGAAAGUACGACGAGGGAGUCGACCUGUGGGCAGUCGGCUGUAUUUUUGGGGAGCUGUUGAACUCGUCUCCUCUGUUUCCUGGAGAGAACGACAUCGAGCAGCUCUGCUGUGUCCUCAGAGUGCUGGGAACCCCGACUCAGGACAGCUGGCCUGAGAUAGUGGAGUUGCCAGAUUACAAUAAAAUCACCUUUAAGGAGAAUCCAGCGAUCCCAUUGGAGGAAAUCAUCCCUGACACGCCCCCUCAGGCAGUGGACCUGCUCUAUAAGUUCCUGGUGUAUCCAUCUAAACAGCGCUGCUCAGCCAGAGAGGCUCUCCUCCAUCCAUAUUUCUUCACUUCGCCAAUUCCUGCUCACCACUCAGAGCUGCCCAUCCCUGAAAGGGGAGGGCGACCCCCCCGCCAACGUUUCCAGGCUCCGCCCACUGACUUCUCAGUGGACCUACCAUUGCAGAACAGUAUGGUAGACCCUGCCCUAAUACAGGGAUACGCUUCCUGCCUCUGAACUGACCACUGAUCUUUACCAUCUCUCAGCUGCUCUUAUACCAGUUAAUCUUGUUUUAUAUAUUUAUUUAUUAUCUAGUUUACUAAAUCCUCUCCUUCGGACUGAAUCCUCAUUGUUUUAUGAACUUUAGCUCACACAGAAGAUUUCUGACAGUCUUUCCUGAGCCUGAACCUCUUCUGUAACCACUUAUAACCGUGAGAAAAUGACCUAAUACAGUUAAAUUUCCACACACUGAAUUUAUCGACUAAAAGGAAUUAAUGUUUAGCUCCACUGGGUCUCCAUUUGGUAAAAGGAUGGAAUAAUUAAAAAAAAAACCCACACAAAAUCAAGCAGAU
Molecule: messenger RNA, 1382 nt
Organism: Pundamilia nyererei
Lineage: Eukaryota; Metazoa; Chordata; Actinopteri; Cichliformes; Cichlidae
Gene: cdk20
Product: cyclin dependent kinase 20
Exons: 8
Coding region: 13-1047 (344 amino acids)
Biological process (GO): protein phosphorylation
Cellular component (GO): nucleus
Molecular function (GO): ATP binding; protein serine/threonine kinase activity
Source: RefSeq, a predicted model, not a curated record